AUGGCUUCCACCGUCAACGUCGAGAACAUUUCCACCAAGACGACCGAAGAGGAGAUCAAGGUCUUCUUCAGCUUCUGCGGAAAGAUCCAGUCGCUCAGUGUAAAGCCCGCGGGCGACGACACCCACUCGGCCUCGAUUACCUUUGAAAAGGAAGCGGCCGCAAAGACGGCUCUCCUCCUCGACAACACGCACCUCGGCCCCAACGCCAUCCGCGUCACUGCGGCUAAGAGCCUAGACGAGCUGGCUGGCGACAAGGCAGCCUCGGCCGAAGAGGCCAAGGACGGCGAGCACCACAUUGAGCAGGAGCAGAAGCCCCGCGCACGCAUCGUUGCCGAGUACCUCGCCCACGGCUACGCCAUCUCAGACAAGGCCAUUGAGCGCGCGCUGGCCGCCGACAAGCAGAACGGCUACAGCACAAAGUUCAAGACGUUUAUCGACACUUUCGACAAGAAGACGCAGGCUACCCAGAGGGCCCAGGUCGUGGACCAGAAGCUCGGCGUCACCAACAAGGGCUACGCUGCCUUCAACACGCUGACCAGCUACUUUGACAAGGCCGCCUCAACGCCUACCGGCCAGAAGCUCCGCGCUUUCUACGAGCAGGGCAACAAGACAGUCAUGGAUGUCCACAACGAGGCAAGGCAUUUGGCCAACCUUAAGAAGCAAAAGGCAGCUGGUCAGGAGGGUGCUGCCGCUGGCGCCGUCACCACUACCACGGCCGAGGGCAGCGAGAAGCCCAGCCAGCCUCUGAGCGAGAAGCCUGGAGAGCCUGCUACUGCUCCCGCCCCUACUUCCUAG
Molecule: messenger RNA, 795 nt
Organism: Exserohilum turcica Et28A
Lineage: Eukaryota; Fungi; Ascomycota; Dothideomycetes; Pleosporales; Pleosporaceae
Exons: 1
Coding region: 1-795 (264 amino acids)
Molecular function (GO): RNA binding
Source: RefSeq, a predicted model, not a curated record